UUUUAUUUUUUAAGUUGGAAGAUCUGAGCAUGUUUAAUUGUUUAGUAUCAUGCCCGUUUUACAGAAAAAAAAAGAGAGGCUCUUAGAAGCUACAAUGUUACUUCAAUGCGGAGACUCUGGAACAAGAUCCAGAUCAGGACAGGCUAGGUUAUGCUGCAGCAGCACACGCCCAUUAAAUCUCAGUAACCUGAAUACAUCCUAAUUUUCUUCUCCCCGUACUAUGUAUCCUAGGGUGCGUCGGCAAGGAGUCUGCUCAUCUUAGCCAAUCAGUGACCCGGGUCACUGGAUGAUGGUUUCAUCUCCAUAGUUGGGGCAGCUGGCAGAAAGCGAUACAAUGGCUGGCUCAGUCGCCUUUAAAGCUGGUGGGAAGUAACAUGUUAUUACCGCUGUGUGUUUCAAGUGGGUCAGGUCAUCCGGGAGGACGUGGUGCUCUUUUAGCUCUAACAUUUUCUGGUUGCAAUGCGCUUAGGACUGGGAUGCGAAGUGAAUGAGUUGGGAGAGAACGCAAGCCCCACAAGUGCCAGGCGUGCCAUAUCAGGAAAACACUUUCUAGUAUUUUGUCCGUGUGUCUAUUGGGGAAUGCUCUUACAUCCCGCAGAGGGCAGUAAGGACACAGCGCGAAUUAUAACCGCGAGUUUAAAAGUCCAGGGGUCGCUCACUCAACCUUGAAGGCACGUCAGAAUCAUCUGAGGGAGGUUUUAUAAAACAUCCGUGCUCCACCCAAGACAAUGAAAUCAGACUCCCUGCGAGCGGGGCCCGAACAUCAACAUUUUUGAAGACGCUCCCUGUGGCUGUGCAUCGGUGAUCUUUAAUCCCCUGCUACUUGUUAGAGGAGCUGAAUGACGCCUCGUGGGCUCAUUCUCAUAAAUGAGCUCCUGAAUGCAGUCCUCUCCUCCCAAGAGUUGUCGGUGUUGCAUCUUUUUGUUGUUUAUUUAUUUAUUUAUUAGCCAACGUUAGAAGACGUCCAACGGUGCUGCAUCUUAAUGGGGGGACAUCCAGCUAAAGGGAAUCUUGGAGACAUCCGCGGGUUCCCAGUGGCUCGCGGCAAGUUGGUUUCCCAGGGCAAGAGGCCGCCACUUAAGAUCAGCUCUGCCUUUCGAGCUGGGCAGUGGAGGCUCUAAGUCCGCUUUCAGCAGGACUGGAGGAAGGAGACUGGGUGGCCCCAAGGAAGGAGGGGAAAAGGCUGCUGAGAAGAGGAGGAGGGAAAGGGGAAGAGGCAGGGCGAGGGAGGAGCCUGAGGAGACGCGGUCGCGGGCGGACUCGGCUCAACCCUGACAUCUGCGCCCCGGCCGCCUGGUCGCCAUGGCGGGCUUGGGCAAGGGCCCGGGCUCCGCUGUCCCCGUAUGGCUAGCCGAGGACGACCUGGGCUGCAUCAUCUGCCAGGAGCUGCUGGACUGGCCCGCCACGCUGCCCUGCGGCCACAGCUUCUGCCGCCACUGCCUGGAGGGCCUGUGGGGCGCGCGCGGCGCCGGGCGCCGCUGGGCCUGCCCCACCUGCCGAGAGGGCGCCGCGCAGCAGCCUCGGCUGCGGAAGAACACGCUACUGCAGGACCUGGCCGACAAGUACCGCCGCGCCGCACGCGAGCUGGAGGCGGGCUCCAACUCUGCCGCUUGCCCCGGCCCCGGCUCCAGUCCCGGCUCCAGCCUGACCCCCAGGCCCCGGCGCCGCCCGGCACUGCCGCGGGUAGGGAGGCCGGUCCCGCAGCUCCCCUCGCGCCCCCCGGCUGCCCGCAGCCUGCCCUCUUCCCCUGUGGCUCGAAUCCCUUUCCCCAGCCGUUCUACUUUUACGUUCCUUUUCUCAGUCUAAAAGUCGACUCCCGCUUUUGGGAGGAACUUUGGAAAGUUCAUAAAAGUAUGAAGAAGCGGGAAAAAACCAAAUUCCCCAUCUCCCGAAAGCCUGUCAACCUAGCUGCUACACGCCUUGGCAUAUUUCAACUUCUUCCCAAUCGAUCUUCGGUCUCUUUCUCUGACAGUUGUAAAAUUGUGGUGGCAGUAGAGAAGAGCAUCACAGAAGUUGGUCAGGAGCUGACAGAGCUGGUGGAACAUCUUGUAGACAUUGUCAGGAGCCUGCAGAAUCAGAGGCCCCUAUCAGAAUCUGGACCAGACAAUGAACUGAGCAUCCUGGGCAAGGUUUUUUCUUCUGGGGUGGAUCUUUCCAUGACUUCUCCAAAGCUGUUGAUUUCCGACACAGCUGCAGGGAGAAUCAGAAAUAUUCUCCAAGACCUAGAAGAAAUUCAGGAAAAAUUACGAGAAAACGUCGCCCGGAAAGAGGCUCCUGAAGCACAAACGCAGGGAGAACUCCCGGAAGCCCCAUCUUCCUCCUCAUGCCCAUUGCCUGACCAGAGCCACCCUGCACUCAAGAGAGCUUCUCAGUUUGCUCAGUGGGCCAUCCAUCCAACCUUUAACUUGAAGAGCCUUUCCUGCAGCCUGGAGGUGUCCACGGAUUCCCGUACAGUGACUGUGUCUCACCGCCCACAACCCUAUCGCUGGAGCUGUGAGAGGUUUUCUACCAGCCAGGUCUUGUGUUCCCAGGCCCUCUUUUCUGGAAAGCAUUACUGGGAAGUGGACACUAGGAACUGCAGCCACUGGGCAGUUGGGGUGGCUUCCUGGGAGAUGAGCCGUGACCAGGUCCUGGGAAGGACUAUGGACUCUUGUUGUGUGGAAUGGAAGGGGACUAACCAGCUCUCUGCAUGGCACAUGGUCAAGGAAACUGUCCUUGGCUCAGACAGACCUGGGGUGGUGGGCAUCUGGCUGAACCUUGAGGAGGGGAAGCUUGCCUUCUAUUCGGUGGACAAUCAGGAGAAGCUUCUGUACGAGUGUACCAUCUCUGCCGCCUCUCCUCUGCACCCUGCCUUCUGGCUGUAUGGCUUACAUCCUGGAAACCACCUGAUAAUAAAGCAAGUAAAGGUGUAAGGUUUCCUCAGGGAUUACAACA
Macaca mulatta (Rhesus monkey) is the source of this 2934-nucleotide messenger RNA. The record is from RefSeq and is a predicted model, not a curated record. NCBI's taxonomy places the organism in Eukaryota, Metazoa, Chordata, Mammalia, Primates, Cercopithecidae.